AGCUCACAUCUUAUUGUUAAAUUCAGUGUUUUUUGUGAACAUUACAUUACAUUUGGUUUGAGCAGGAUUGACCAAUAAUUCAUUAGUAGUAUAUCAUCUCUAAAACCAAUAACACUAUUUCAGUAAGAUCACGGGUGUUUUUGACUGUCUCUUCAUGGUUAUUGUAGUAUGGGCACUUUAUGCGAAAACAAGAUGAUCAUUUGGCUAAAAAACCCUGAGUUUGAAAGUAGAUAGUAAUGUGAGAAGGUGGAGGUAUAAAAUGCCAUGGACUGUGUUAAAGAGUAUGAAUGGAAGAUGAGGACACAUUGCAUUGACCCCAAAAAGAAGGUUUUACAAAGCUUCAAGAAAUUGCACAGAACUAGAAUGAAAGUCUUCGAAGGCGACGAACGUGCUUUAUUAGCGGCACGAAUAAAAAUAAAUGAAGAAUUUCGCAAAAACAAAAAUGUUCAAAAUGAAAACUCGAUUAAAGCGAUGAUUGCAUUUGGAGAGGAUAUAGAAAGGGAAUUAAGGACUCAAGUGAUUCAAGCCCGAGAAAUAAAACCAGGUGUUUAUGAAGCAAGAAUUACCGAUGACACUGUGAAAUUAGACAACAUACCUUUCAAUGAUCAUGCUAUAUUAGAAGAUGGGACAGAAGCACCACGACCAUGCUGUCAAGAUAAAACCAAAUAAUAGAUAUAUAAGGCUAGUUAAAACAAUACAAUCUUGAAUAGAACAGCAAAUGUAAUGUAAAAAAUAAAAAUAAACAGAAUGUGAUACAAAAUUAUUUUCAUUACGA
Messenger RNA from Bombyx mandarina (wild silkworm), 775 nucleotides. Its product is annotated as complex III assembly factor LYRM7. Gene Ontology annotation, molecular function: protein folding chaperone. Gene Ontology annotation, biological process: mitochondrial respiratory chain complex III assembly. Gene Ontology annotation, cellular component: mitochondrial matrix. NCBI's taxonomy places the organism in Eukaryota, Metazoa, Arthropoda, Insecta, Lepidoptera, Bombycidae. The record is from RefSeq and is a predicted model, not a curated record.